This is a messenger RNA of Drosophila gunungcola (fruit fly), 6152 nucleotides long. RefSeq names its product serine/threonine-protein kinase 10 (gene Slik). The record is from RefSeq and is a predicted model, not a curated record. Gene Ontology annotation, biological process: protein phosphorylation. Lineage: Eukaryota; Metazoa; Arthropoda; Insecta; Diptera; Drosophilidae. Gene Ontology annotation, molecular function: protein serine/threonine kinase activity; ATP binding.
UAUAUUUAUGCCAUCGACAAACGGUCACACAGUGCUUGUGGAAAAAUCAUGACAAGAAAAGCGCCGUGCAGACAGUUAGAAAGUGUGCAAUCGGACUGCGGAAGUGCGAAAAAGAACGGUCAAUGAGGCUGCACCUGCUGCUCGCCCGCAAAUCAACAAAAGCUCGCGAGCUGCUAAUUAAAUUAUAAAACAUAUAGAAGCGCUAAAGACGGGCCAAACCAAGCCCACAAUCCCCGCUCGUUGGCCUAUUUCGCUAAAAAAGCGAAGGAACCUUAAAGAGAGAGUGCGAGUGCCAAGAACGUCUGUAAAGGAGCUCACUAUGUAGACUCAACCCAAAUCAUCAUCAUCAUCGUCAUCAGCAGCAGAAUCAGCAGCAGCAGGGGAAAUCUACAAAAGAGCGAAAAUGUCUUUUAUAAACAACCUGAAGAAGGUCUUCCACCUCGGCGGGGGUGAGGCCAAGAAGAAGCGCCUGUACAACAACAUCAAGAUGGACACGGAUCCGGAGGAGUUCUGGGAAAUGGUCGGUGAACUGGGCGACGGGGCCUUCGGAAAGGUCUACAAGGCCCAGCACAAGGAGCAGAAGCGCUAUGCCGCCGCCAAAAUGUGCCAGUUGGAGGACGAGGAGAACCUCAGCGAUCACAUGGUCGAAAUCGACAUUCUCUCGGAGAUCAAGCACCCCAAUGUGGUGGAGCUGUACGAGGCCUUCUCCAUCGAUGAUAAGCUUUGGAUGCUCAUCGAGUACUGCGAUGGCGGAGCCCUGGACAGCAUCAUGGUGGAGCUGGAAAAGCCCCUGACUGAGCCGCAAAUUGCCUACGUCUGCAAGCACAUGACGGAGGGUCUUACCUUCCUGCACCGCAACAAAGUCAUUCAUCGCGAUUUGAAGGCCGGCAAUGUGCUGCUCACCAUGGAGGGCGGCGUUAAAUUGGCGGACUUUGGCGUCUCGGCCAAGAACAAACACACCAUGCAGAAGCACGACACCUUCAUUGGCACUCCCUACUGGAUGGCCCCGGAGCUGGUGCUCUGCGAAACUUUCCGGGACAAUCCGUACGAUCACAAAGUGGACAUCUGGUCGCUGGGCAUCACGCUCAUCGAACUGGCCCAGAUGGAGCCGCCCAACAGCGAGAUGUCGCCCAUGCGGGUGCUGCUCAAGAUCCAAAAGAGCGAACCGCCCAAGCUGGAACAGCCUUCGCGAUGGAGCAAGGAGUUCAACGACUUCCUCAAGAAGUCUUUAGUCAAGGAUCCACAAGUGAGGCCUACAACGGAUGUGCUGAUGCAGCAUGGCUUCAUCAACAGGCAUCUAGAUGCGAAGCCCAUCAAAGACCUGCUGCUCGAAUACAAAGCCGAGGUCGUGGAGGAGGUGGUGGACGAUGAGACCGAGGAACCCCGCAACUCGGCGCUCCAGCUCGACCUGGACGAUGACUCUGCUUCGCUGCAGAGCCAAGACAUUGACAAACUUCCAGGUACACCUACAUCCAUUUUGCGGGAUGCCAAAGAGCAGUCCCAACCAAGUAGCAGUUUACCAAUCGCAGCAGCGGCAACUGCAGCAGCAGCAGCAGCUACAACCACAACAAAAGCAACAGCAACCACUCCGGACAGACCAAACCACACAAAGGAUGACAAUGCUGAAGCGGCAGCCCAGCAGCCGCCGCAUACCAAAGUGCCAGCUCCAGCGCCGCCGUCGUCGUCCCAACAAACGCCUCCACCGCCAGUCCAGCAGCAGCCACCAACACCACCAGUCCCAACCGUGCUGCAAAAGAAACCCGAAGAUGUGGCAGCUGCAACUGCAGCUGAAAAAACCGAAUCCGACAAGAAGCACUUUGUCAAAAAGGAAAAGGGCAAAGCGCCGCCCCCACCGUCUCCCUUGGGUCUUGCAAAUGCCAAGUCGCCGGCCAGCGACUCCCAGACAUCUCCCAAAAAGCAGGCCACGCCCGAGCCCGCCUCCUCAGUCACCACGGCCAUUGAGGUGGCCAUUGGCCAGGAGGCGAUGGAGCCGAAGCCGCAGCCGCCCUCGCCCACAGCCUCCUCCAUUGUGUCCGUGCAGUCGGUGGCCUCUUCCAGCUCCUCGGGUAGCGUUUCGAAUGCUGUUCUCAGCUCGAGCACUUCGCUGAUCACCAUCAACAGCGAUCCACCCACACCGCAGCAUCACCAGCAGUUGCCAGCGCCACCAGCGCAGCAUUUGGUGCUGCCCAACAGCUUGGAGUCUGUUAGCCAGAUCACUGUGGUGACCAGCACCCAUCCGCCGGUGAUCAUCGACAACUCGGUGGUGCCGCCGCCGCAGAACGAGGUGAUCAUUGUGUCCAACGAUCUGAACAAGAGCACCCACCUGCACGAGUCGUCGACGGACGACGACUUCCCCUCGCUGGACGACAGUUUGGGCGAUGCCAGCAGCACACCGCCCCACAAGCAAUCCUCCAUGAUAUUGGCUGUCAAUGAGCCGGCAGGAGUGGUGCCCACUCCGCAAACAGCAUCCACUGUCCACGCUCGCAAGCUGGACGAGAGUGAGGUGUUGAUUGUGAGUCCCUCGUACGCGGAUGAUGACUCCGCCUACAACACGGCAUCCGGCAGCCACAGUCACGAUCACAGCGACCAUCUGAUGGACACGAGCCACGUCUCCGUGGUCACCGUUGGCGACGAGGGCGUCAAGGUGAAGGACAGCAGCAAUGAGCUGGGCAAGCGCCAGCCCAAUGGACUGGGCCUUGUGCCCGAGGACGUUAACAUCAUUGUAAACCGAUUCAAGCAGGAGAAGCGAUCGCCGGACAGCUCGCUGAGCGAGAAUGGCUCGGUGCGCGGCCGCCGGGGCAUCGAGGUGCUGGUGGGCGGCAGCGGGGGAUCCGACGUGGACAGCAUCGGCACCAACACUAGUCAGGACAGCCGGAACGAGGUGGAUCACAAUAACAAGCAGCAGCAGCUGCAGCCACCAGCGGCAGUGCUGAUGCCGCCACCGCCGCCGUCGGUGACGAAUAAUAACCACAGUCAUGAGACCAUCAACGAGGAGGAGGAGGUGGUCAUCCGGCCCAAGACGAGGGUGCCGCCCGUGGUCAAGUCUGUGAAUGCCCAAGGCCUCACCAAAGAGGAGAUUGAGCUGCGCAAUCUGCGCAAGAAGACACGAAAGCGCACGCGCAAGUUCGAGAUCGAUGGCGUGCAGAUGACCACCACCACGAGUCGUGUGAUCUACGGCGACGAUGAGAACGGACGAAUCUACGACGACCACGACUUCCGCAAGCAGGAGCUGCGCGAACUGAAGAUGCUGCAGAAGCAGGAGAAGAAACAGCAGACCGAGCUGUACCUGAAGGAGCAGCAGGCCAAGGAGCAGCAAGAUCGCCGCUUCGAGCAGGAGCGCUCCUCGCUGGAGAAGACCUACGAGGCGGACAUGGACAUGCUGGCGCGCCAGCACAAGCAGCUGGUGGAAAAGACCGAGCAGUCGCAGGAAAACGAGCUGCGCUGCACGUCCAAGCGCAUUCGCUCCGAGCAGGAGCAGGAGCUGAAGAUCUUCCGCGAGAACCUCAAGCAGGAGAUCAAGCUGCUCAAGCAUGAGGUGGACCUCUUGCCCAAGGACAAGCGCAAGGAUGAGUUCAAGCAGCGCCGCUCGGCCAUGGACCUGGAUCACGAGGAGAAGGAGCGCGCCUUCCUCGAUUCCCUCAAGGAGCGGCAUGAACUGCUGCUGCGACGACUCAGCGAAAAGCAUCGCGAGCACCUGGCCUCCAUCAACCGCAACUUCCUGCAGCAGAAGCAGAACGCGAUGAGGACGCGGGAGGCCCUCCUCUGGGAGCUGGAGGAGAAGCAGCUGCACGAGCGCCACCAGCUGUCCAAGCGGCAUGUGAAGGAUCUGUGCUUCAUGCAGCGCCACCAAAUGAUCAUCCGGCACGAAAAGGAGCUGGAUCAGGUGAAGCGCAUGCUGCAGCGCAAGGAGGAGGACAUGGUCAAGAAGCAGACGAUGGAGAAGCGAGCGCUGCCCAAGCGAAUCCGGGCAGAGCGCAAGGCACGAGACCUCAUGUUCCGUGAAUCCCUGCGUAUAUCCACGAACCUAGAUCCAGAAGUCGAACGCGAUCGCGUGAAGAAGUUCCAGGAGCAGGAGAAGAAGCGCUACAUGCAGGAGGAGCGUCGGUUUGAGGUCAAGCAUCAAAAGCAAUUGGAGGAGCUACGCGCCACACGUGAAAGCGCCAUAAAAGAGCUGGAGCAACUCCAGAACGAGAAGCGCCGGGCUCUGGUGGAGCAUGAGCACUCCAAGCUGUCGGAGAUCGAUGAACGACUGAAGGGCGAGCUGCGCGAGUGGCGCGAACAGUUGGUGCCCCGCAAACAGGAACUGAACCAACGCAUCAAAGUGGCCAUCGAUCAGCACGAGCAACGUUUCGGCCUGGUGGUCAAUCGCGAGGAGUUCGAGGACCAGGAGGUGGAGCUGCCCGUGCACCUGCGCAACAUCUACAACGAGCGACCCUUGCGCCUGCUGCCCCGCAACACCUUCAUUGAUCCGCAGCACUUGCCGCGCUCCCGCUCCUCGCUGCUGAUGAUGGGCGGCGGCGGCAGUCUGUUGUCCAACUUCCGCGGCUCAGCGCCAGAUCUCAGCCGCAGUGUGCCCAGCACUCCGAUCCUGCACAAGCAACAGCGAUCGCAGAUGAUCAGCGAUCUGGUGCUGGAGGAGGACGAGGAGCAGUUGCUGAGCGAGCAGAUGAAGCGGGCCAGCGUGACCACGUUGCCGGCCCAGAGCCAGCUGCGCCUGAUCACCCAACUGCCGGCCAAUGAGCUGGUCAAGGUGGUGACCACCACGCCGCCACUGAACAGUGCGGAGGAUGCGAAUGCUGCCAAGCCAGCUAUGAGUACUUUCCGGGGCAGUACACCCCCGCCGCCGCCGCCGCCAAAAAAUCCUAAUGAUCUGGGCCUGGUGAGCAACCGAUUCAGCCGCCUGGAUGCCCAGGCAGCGGCAGAGGCCAGCGGCGGCGGCGUGGAGCUGCGCAUCCACGAGGGACCAGUGCUGACGGCGCACACGCAGCGGCUGCUGCACACCACCUCGUUUGCCAUCAAGCGACCCUCGCUGGCCAGUCGCAGCAGCGGCCGAUCCUCGCUGAGCAGUGCCCAGUCGAUGUACAACAUCAACGAGCUGUCCACGCGUUACACCAGCGAUGCAGACUUGAUUUUCGACUCGGGACGCAAGGCGGCCGCCCUACUGGACGAAGUGCAGCCGCAGCUGAGGUCCUCCGUUAAGCCGGGCCACCACAGUCGCCUCAAUGGCAGCGUGGCAUCGGCGGAUUCGGCCGCCCCCUCGGAUGAUUUCUACUACGACCUGUAUGCGGCCAAGUACCGAUUGCCGAGGGUCAAUCAGCGGCAGCACAGCUGCGAGGAGGAUUCAUCGGCCAUCUAGGAGACCAGCGACGCAGAAUGAUCCAUUGCGAUCAGCACUUGCCACGUUGCAGCAGCCAGUUUCCUAAAUGCACUACUAAACACUAACCAGUCACUCAAACCUGUACUCACACCUACUGACAACAAAUCCACCUGCUUUUCAUUCCCCACCUGGUGCUGGCUAAAUGCUCGUCCCCAGUAGUCAGUCCCCCCGAAAACACCUCAUCUUGCUAACCGAAUAUGUCUAGCCAUAGCUAUUCUCACCUAUUAACGCGAACGCGCUCUGCAUCGGAAAUUGCCAUACACUCUGUCUUGCCAAAAGUUGAUUAUGUUUGUUGGAAUUGCUAUGCUAUUUUAUUGAACGAAAAGUGUUUUGUUUUAAUGUUUAAGUAUUUGCCUGACUUGGACCAGCCAUCCACUUCCAAAUGCAUUCCAUUUAAGCAGUAUUAUCGAAGUACUUAGUAAACGAAACGAGAGAAUAAUAAAGAAUACAAUCAACAUUCCACUUAGCCACAUGCCAAGCAUUUGUGUAGCCAUAUCUUACUCUAAACAUUCGUAUAACUGUAAACAUACAAAUAAAUAUUAUCAUAUUGCAAAUUUCAUGAUGCUUCACUGUACACACCCACUCUUACACACACAUAUAUAUAUCUAUAAACACACCCACAUGCAAACAACAAUGCGCUGCUAUCGAAAACCAAAAAAAAAAAAACAAACAAAAACCAAACCAAAUCAAAAAAAUCUGUAUCCAAAAACUUUUCUUGCCGGCUCUCCUCUUCUCGUAAUGUGUAAAGCAACUACAGCAGCGGCUGCAACAAGAG